AUGUCAAAGUCAUCCGCUGGUGACACUACCGAGGACCAGCUAUCAAUUCACUCGGAGAACGAUAGAUCUAGCGUACAAAGCGACAGUGUUAGACGUAACCACGAAGCCCAGAUUGAUCCUGCGUUGUUUUCGACUGCUCGAGAUGUGGAAAAGAUUGAAGGUAGGAGAGAUCUUCCUAAGGAUCGCGACCUGAUUGCCUUGGAAUGUGUUGCAGAGCUAGAUGUCCGAAUGAAGAAUGUGGAAUCCUCCAUGAAUAACCAAGAAAGCCUGAAUGAAGUGGUCCGCAGUGAUUUGGCGAACAUCCUCAGUCGAUUAGCUAUCAUAGAGGAGAAAAUCAGCAAGGCUAACCCAGACGAGAGGCAGGCUUCUUCGGAAAAUCGCCAGACCGAGCGAAGACGGGUUUCGAGGCGAUGA
Molecule: messenger RNA, 414 nt
Organism: Penicillium subrubescens
Lineage: Eukaryota; Fungi; Ascomycota; Eurotiomycetes; Eurotiales; Aspergillaceae
Exons: 3
Coding region: 1-414 (137 amino acids)
Source: RefSeq, a predicted model, not a curated record